This is a messenger RNA of Closterium sp. Yama58-4, 3132 nucleotides long. The record is from the annotation of a GenBank genome assembly. Lineage: Eukaryota; Viridiplantae; Streptophyta; Zygnematophyceae; Desmidiales; Closteriaceae.
AUGGCGGCCGCCUCAUGUCCGGCCGUCAUCUCUGUUGCGGGAGCCAAGGUCGCGCUGUUUGUGUCCGAGCUUUCCCACGCGGUGUUUUACCUCUACCCGUACAGCGUCAUUGUCCGGAGGUUUUUGGAGAAAGAGGUGCAUGCGCACGUCAGGAUCGUGACGAGCGAUGUGGUCGCGGACAUCGUCGCGGGUCGCGAUGAGGCGAUCAAGGCCUUUGCCGGUGUGAUGGAGUGCAGCCUGGUUGCUUUCUGCAUCUGGGCCGAGGACUUGUCUGACAAGAAGUGCUCGAACGCGAGCAUGCUCAUUAUGCUUCACCCCACCCACCUGUCGACUGACGGUGACGAGAAUUGGCACACGCGGUUCGUCCGUGUUGCUAUUCCAUCUGGUGGACGGGAACACGUCACCGCGGCCGAGGCGAUUGUGGAGUGGUUUCAGGGUCGCGUGGACGAGGAGUUUGCUAGCGGCUCCAUUCAGUGCACCCGGUCCAGCCAGCUUAAGGAUCCCAAGCGGCUGUACGAUAUGGACGCUACGUUAUUGAAGGGCUCCUGUGGCAACCUCGCUUGUCUGUUCGCGUUCGACAAGAUACUUGCGCAGCUGGACGCGGUUGCUGCCAAUGGAACCGGGCCGCAAUUCUCGAGGCCUACCGCGAAGACUCUGAAUGCACUGCGGCAUGAGGCCCACCAAACCGCCGAAGAGCUCGCGUUCAACUUGAGCGUGGAUUUGCCGCGAACCAAACACGGCGGUGAGGCUGAUGGGGCUGAAACGGGGAACAUGCAGAAAGUAACAACGGGUGCGCGGGUUGCUGACCAUGGUGUUCUCGCUCUCACAGGUGCCGCUGGUGUAUCGAGCCGCGGAGGUGCUCGCGGGGGGACGGUGGUCCACGCUGAUGACGACGGGGCAGAGGAUACCGCGACAAAGGGUGCACCCCGCGAAGAGGCUGACCGCACUGCAGCGGGUGAGGGGGAGGAGUCGAGCGAGGAGGAGGCGGGGGCUCACGUGGUCGCGGCCGGGGCAGCCAACAGGCCCACCACGUCCGGCAAGAGCAUCAGGCACCUCGCGCAGCACUUGGCACCCGGUGCUGGAAGCGCGGGACCGAGUGGUGAGGUCGCGGGCAAGAGUCCCGUGACUGGUGCCCGUGAUCACAAAUCCCUGUCCGCGUUGCCAUCGCACAAGCUAGCAGCCGAGAUCCUGCAGCUCGACUGCAGGCUUGCAGCGCAGGCGGAAGAGAUCGCACGGCUGAAGAAUCGUCAGGAGUCGGUGGCUGGUGGGGUGGCGGUCGUGGGCUCCGAGGAGAUCGCGACUGCGCUUGCUCAUGCGGUGAGGCUGUUGGAGAAGGAGGCGAAGGCGGUCGCGUUCGAAAGGGCGGCGCUGUGCGAUACGCGCAACCAGGAGGCCUUGGUCCUGAGGCGCGUGGACGCGAGGUUGGCCGAGCGGGCAAUCACAACCAGCGGGGUCACCAACGCGCUGCACACCCUCAUCGCGCUCGUCGGAGGAAGCCCACCCGCGCGCACGGACAAUGGUGAACCAGCCGCGACGGACACCGCCGAGCCCGGGGAUGCUGAGCAUGGAAAGCGGGCGGCGGGUGUGAAGGGCGAGAGUCAGCGGGGCCCGAAGAGGCAGAGGGGUCCACAGGCAGCGGCCGCGGUGCGCCACCCGAGCGUGCAUGACAUUCUCAAGAACAAGUGGGGCGCUGCAUCGCGAGGAGCUGUACCGCCUGGUCAACCUGGGUCGAGCUCGCGCUCCAUCCCACCUGGAGAAGCCGCACCCAUUCCACCGGGUCCUGCCGGGGCAGCCGCGACAGUGACAACCGCUGUGGGUAAGGGCAAGGGUAAGGUGGAGGAGGGAGAGGUGCCGGCCGCUGCGGGUUCGCUGGCCGCGAGGCGUGAGGGGCAGUCCGCGGCGGCUGCUGCGGCGGAUGGAAGGCAGACCGCUCUCGCACCCGCUCUUUCCGCGAUCACCGCGGGACAUCUGCACAGCGCGCUGGCAUCUGCAGGUCCGAGCGUGGCCGCGGGCGAGGCCAAGACGGAAAAACGCGGGCGAGGCAAGAAGUUGCCCCCUCCACCAGUGUACACCAUCGACGAGGACGAUGCGGACGAAGAGCUCGAGAAUCUCGCGAGCCGGUGGGUCGGGGAGGAGGGCGACGGAGGAGAGCAGGGUGUGGUGGACGCGGUCGAACUUCAUAGCGGCGGGGAGAGCGCGGACGAGCAGGACGAAGACCCCGUGGUCGUGCCAAGUGGCCCAACGGGGGGACAGGGUGACACAGUCAGCAAGCGCAAAGGCUGUGGUAUCCGCCAUCCUCCCGGGGGCGGUCCUGGCUUGGUUUCUGAACCGCAUCUGGGGGGGAAAAAGCGGUGGCUUGGACAAGGCGACCGCGACGACCUGCAGUACAAGACCGCAGUCGCGAUGAUGCCGUACGACCUGAAGGUGGAUCCCGGGCUGCACCUCAGCUCUAAGCAGAUGCGGGAGUGGGCCGCGGACCUGUCCGCUGCCGAGGGGCUACACACGGGCCUCCUCAUCACCAUGCAUCACCGCAACCUCGUGGCCAGCAGGGAAAGGUGGACCCGCAUGUUCAAACACUACCGCGAGCUGACCCAGCCCGGGUCGACCACCACCAACGAGAUUGCAUGGGCCGCGGUGGUGGGCACGGAGGCUGCUGCAGAAGAGACGGAGCUCUACCGCGAUGUGGAUCCGAGGGAUUACGCGGGAGCGAUCGCGUGCGCGAUCGCAAUGGUGUGGGAGCUGACGCGCGGUUCUGCGGUCUCGACCGCGUCGGAUUCUGGCAAUUUGGCCGCGCGAGCGGUUAACUGCCAGAGGGAUCGAUGCCGUCUGUUCCCCGUUGUAACCGCGUACGUCAUCAGGGCUGUGCGGAGGCGCAAUUCUCGCGAGAAGCAAGCUGGUGACGACGAGACGAAGGUAGUCGCGGAUCCGAAGGUGGUCGCGGAGGCGAUUGCAUCUGAAGUCGUGAACGACGUCGUCGCCAAGUCUCGCGACCUCAGGCACAUUGAGAUGGCUGCUCGCGAAACGGUGGACGUUAUCAUCACCUGGUGCGACUGCUCGGUUGCAGGGAAGGUCAUGGAGGCCAUUGGGCUUUACCUUGCCCUGCCCAAGGAUCGUCCGAAGAAGCGGACCUGA